Molecule: messenger RNA, 3261 nt
Organism: Aspergillus affinis
Lineage: Eukaryota; Fungi; Ascomycota; Eurotiomycetes; Eurotiales; Aspergillaceae
Product: purine and uridine phosphorylase
Exons: 9
Coding region: 1-3261 (1086 amino acids)
Biological process (GO): nucleoside metabolic process
Molecular function (GO): catalytic activity
Source: RefSeq, a predicted model, not a curated record
AUGGAGUUAGGUAGCAUCCCAGAUGAGGCCUGUGCUGACGUCGGAUUGUAUGAGAUCUUCAAAGAUCCAAACUCGGCCCAGUCACCUUCCUGGUGGCCGGAACACUCUUCGCUCCCUUCGUCGCCUAAGACUCCUCUUGCAGACCUCAAGGUGGUUGAUCUGACGAGAGUCAUCGCAGGUCCCACCAUCACUCGGUCCAUCGCCGAGUUGGGAGCUAGUGUUAUGCGAGUGGUGUCGCCUCAUGUGACUGAUUUGUCCCCCGUUCGCCAGGACCUGAACUGGGGAAAGUGGAACACCCAUCUUCAUUUGAAAGACGAGGCAGGCGCUGAGAAGCUACGUGAGCUGAUCCGGGAGGCGGAUGUAGUGGUGGACGGAUAUCGCCCCGGAGUGAUGGAUCGACUUGGCUUCGGGCGUCAAGCCGUCUUUGAUCUCGUCAAGGAUCGCCCCCGUGGCAUCAUUCACCUGCGGGAGAACUGCUACGGUUGGUAUGGGCCAUGGGCACACCGAAGUGGCUGGCAGCAGAUUAGUGAUGCGCUUAUGAUCAUCACUAAGUCCAUUAUGGAAGCCAGUGCCCCUCUAUCCCAUGACGAUUACACGAUCGCGUGGAUAUGCGCCAUGCCUAUGGAGAUGUCAGUUGCUAGCCUGAUGCUGGACGCAGUACAUCUGUCUCUACCUAAACCGCCGAUGGAUGGAAAUAAGUAUAUCCUAGGAAAUAUCGGAGAUCACAAUCUAGUUAUUACCUGUUCACCAAGGGGCGCAUACUACGGCCAAUCACCUAAAUUACUAGCAAUGGGGUUGUUGUCGAGUUUCCGCUCUAUCCAGCUCAGUCUGAUGGUUGGUGGAGGUGGAGGUGUACCAAGCAGCAAUGCAGAUAUUCGACUAGGCGAUAUUGUGGUGAGCAACUUAGAAGACAAAUCCGGGGGCGUGAUCCAAAUUUCCGACAAAGCGUUCAGCGCUGGUCAAUUCCAGCAAGAAGGGAUGUUUAAGCGGCGACCUAACCUUGUGCUGGUAGAGGUCCUGAGUAAAUUGAGAAGAAAUCAUCGAUUGGGAGUGAGCCGGAUGGUUGAAUUCAUUUCUAGUGCCCAAGAUAAAUUACCCCUCGAUCGAGCUGCAGAACUUGCACGAUCAAAACAACAGGACUACUUAUUCCAAGCAGACUAUGAUCAUAUCGAGCCCUCUUCUUUCACGCCAAGGGCACGAGAAACUCGAUCAGACUCUGGUGAGCGAAAAUAUCUCUACAUCGACGAUAAACAAUCUAUCUACACACCUAGGACUAGUAUUUCCCCUUUGAAGCCGCAAAGCUCCCUUUCUGCAUUGGUAGAUGAUUUGUUCAACAAUGUCCGGCUGGGUCAACACGCCCAUCAACCUCCGGAAACAAUUCAAAGCACUUUUUCUCGACUUUUGAAGGCAUUCGCACUGAGGCUUGGCGCAUUCUGCCCGACCCAGACGCACCGGGAUAUCAUGGUAUUUAUCUACCAACGUAGUGAUGAGAUUGCACGUAGUUUGACAAUGAAAUACCUGCAAGUCUAUCACAAAGACCCCCAACCUGACGACACUAAAAUAAAGUCAUGGGAUCACAUGGAGCCCUGGAACUGGAGCCUAGACGAUAUCGUUGGUGUUGUUAAGAAUCCAGAAAAAAGCACAGUUACCUCAACUGUCCGCGAGAACACAUCUGCGGCAGAUGAUGACAGAACCCCACCUGAACUCGCGGCAGGGAAGUUGAUUUCUGGUAGCCUAGUGUACCAAUGGCUUCUUGGAAACAUUCGAAGAAAAAUCUACUUGCACCUGGCUGUGUCGAACCUACAGGAAGCUAUUCACGAGAGAUUUUUGAUUCUCUGUCGUCGAUUGAUGGAACAGGGCUUUGACAGGAGUGAAGAUCGCUUGAUUGGAAAGAUAAUUACAAUUACAGGGUCCAGCCAGGAUGCUCAAGCAAUGACUUCGUUGGAAUAUUUUCAUCAGACGUGGCAUUCAUCUAGAGCCAACAUCCUACAGCUCGUCGAGGCGGUCGCGAAUGAGCCCGCCUACGAACACAGAUGUACCCUUAAAGACAACACAGAACUUCUGGCAUGGGUAAAGGGGGGCAACCUUGUCGUGGAAGUCACGAGGAUAGAUGAUGCAGUUGUAGAAAUUGGCGAGCAACUUGCAUGGCUAGGCUCUGCACUCCGUUCCUCCCCCCACGAUACCAAAAUCGCGUACUGCACACCAUUUGUUAGCAGCACUCACAUUGAAAAUACUCCAACUCAAACGGCGGAAGCACCAAACUCUCCACGGAUUUCGUGCAGUAUCGAUUUCAAGUUUGACGAUGGGGGGCAGACGAGACCUCUGUCAUCCACGGGACAGUGCUGGCACCACUUGUUCCGAAAUCCGACCGUGGUGACGGGUUUUUCAAUACCAUACCGUUGCAGGCAGGGCACUGGCCUUGAAAUCCCACUCAACAUCCUGGCAGGUCUGAUUCGAGCGAAACAUGUGAACUUCUUUGGUGACAAACUGUUUAUCAAGGAAUUUUCCACCUUGCUGGUCCCCACUGCAUACCUCAGAGACCAAGAUCAGAUUAUAUGGCACCUGCUUUAUAACGUUGAUGGGAAUCGCAUUUUGUACCUGGAGGGAAUUGAAGCUCAUGUAGGUCAUAUUACACUUGCCGACUUAGAGACGAGCGGACACUUUCUCGGUUGGUUCUCAGACGCAAGGUGCUAUGCCGGCGCACCUGAUGCCAAUUAUCUGAUUAACCGGUCCUGGUUCCGGCGACCAUCCCCUCGCGGAAGGUUGAACAACACACUUAUCUCAGCAUGCAGAGAGAUUACUGGUGGCGACACAUUUACCUACGGCAACAAGGAUCAGCCUUACCGAGUAAUUCGGGACGAGUACAUCGAAAAGCUGUCGUGGGUCUCCAAGCAGUUCGUGGUAAUGUGGGAUGCGGGAGAGAAACGAGGAUGGUUGUUGAAUUUGACAGACAUCAAAGGCCCGAGGAGGGCAUUCACUCUUAGCUCUGCCAUGGAAGUCCUUUUGAACCCCGAUAACCUAUCCCUAGAGCUUUAUGAAACAAGGAAAGACGAAACAGCUGAAGCAACGAUACCACCAGUUCGGAUUCGAGAUAGGAUCAACCGUUUGUAUAGCAUGCUCGAGAAGAUCAUGGACCACCAAGCAGGAAUAAUGGGGACAGACGGCAAAACACCACCUGAUAUGCCUCGGGGCAAUCUGGAAGGAUGGGACUUCGAGGAUCUGGCGACCCAUGAAGACCCUUUGUAUCCUCGGGUUUGCUAA